ACCCAUAAUUCGAGUAAAAUUGAGUUUUUAAAUUAGCGCUUCUUGCCCCAGAAUGCUGUUGGGCCGAUAGAGACCAGACCAGACCGACCUCAUCUCACCAGAGAAACCUAGUCCACACAAACAUGUUUUUUACUACUUUUUUCUUUAAAAAAAUCCCUUCCAUACAAGCAGUGUUUAAAAAAAAAAGGUAAACGCGCAUAACAAACCAACAGGCCACGAUAACCAUAACCUUAAAGCCAUGUUGGCCUGAAACACGUUAUUACCGGUUCCGAAUAUGGAGGAAGGUGAAAGUAUCAAGGAUAACCUGCGUCUACAGUUCCAGACUCUGCAGGAGCAGCAGGAGAAACGUCUCCAAAAAAGACUAAAGAAAACGGAGGAGCAGACGGCCACUGAGAUGCAGGAGGACACUGAUCUUUUGCAUGAUCUUGGUAAAAAGCUGCUACAGAAUGAAAAUGAGCAGUUGCACAACCAGGUGAGGGAGCUGAGGGAUGAAAAUGGCAGACUAUACAAGCUCCUGAGUGAGAAAGACUUUGAGAUUAAACAUUUGAAGAAGAAGAGGGAGGAAGAAAGGCUGGCCUUAGCAGGCACGUCUGGCUUGGCGGGUGAUGUGGCAGCUACCAAGAUUGUUGAGCUUUCUAAGAGGAAUCGAGAGUUUGCUGCUGAAAUGGAACGAGAAAAAAUUAAAGCAAAGCAAAACAGCGAUAGAAUAAAGCAGCUUGAAAAAGAGCUCCAGGUUGCUUUGUUGCUUAGCCCUCCCGGGAAAAAGAUGGAUAUAAAGCCACAAGAUGUGAGAUCAUCCAAAGAAUUCCAGGAGAACAGUCCAAUGGUAAAAUCUCUACAGGACAAGCUUUCUGCUGCCCAACUGAAGAUGACUGAAUAUCGCAACCAGAUUCAAGCUAUCAAACAGGAAUUAAAAAUAGCUCAGAAGGUGUUAUCCAGUGAGGUGGGAGAGGAAGUCAGCAUUCAGCAGCUACAGACCAGUCCGGGGAACUGGAGAGGUCGCUCCCAGCAGAUACUGGCUCUCCAGAGCAGGGUCCGGGACCUGGAACAGCAGCUGAGCCAAUCAGCUCUGAGGAACCAGACAUCAGGUGUCCGUGUUGAGGAAGAGCUACAGGGGAACGGAGACCUUCAGAACACACACCUCCAGGAAAGGAACCUCGGCUACAUCCGGACCGUGGAGAGGGAGAAGAGAGAAACAUUGGAGAGGAUGACAGGGGACUAUGAGGCUCUCAUGAAAGUUCAUGAGGAUAUGAAAAGUAAGCUGGAAGGCUCCAAAGCUAGAAACAAAAACCUGAGCACUGAGGUUAAAUCACUAAAAGCGCAGAUUUCCACCCUUCUGGACAAAGGAAAGCAUGAUGAUGAGCUGGUGGAUGCCUUACUGAAGCAGCAGAGUCAGUUGCAGGAUGUGCUGGGCAGGCUGAGCAAGCAGGACAUGCAAACCAAAGAAAGCCAGCAGAGCCUGGGGCAGCAGCUGAGCAGCGAGGCCCAGAGACACACUUCCCUAAUUCAACAGCUCAAACACAUGGUCACUGAGAGAGAAGCCAAAGUUAAAGAACUGGAGGACGAGAUACAGCAACUGUCCUUAAAGAGAGAGGAUUGUGGUCAGUCAGGCCCUAAGGCCACCACUGGCAAUUCCCAACCUUUGACAGCAGGUGGAGACACCGGACAAAGAAUAAGAUCAGCUUGUUCAGUAUCUAAACAUGGACAUAAACUAGUGGGGUCAGUUGCUGGGAUCACUUUAGAAGCCAGAGAAGCAGAAGCUCCGUUGUGUUGUCUGAACUGUUCAGGAGAGGUGAAGUCCCUGAAGGCCCAGUGUACAGAGUUUCGGACCCUUUGUGAGGCUGCCACGGUGGAGAGAGAUAAGCUCCUAGAGCUAGUCAAGCGUCAGCAAUCCAGGGAGGAGGAAGGGAAGCAGAGGUGCCUAGGGGCAGAGCAAAAAUUCCAGGGGGAACGCAGAAAGGCUAUUGCCUUAGAGCAGCAACUGGAGAAGGCAAAACUGGGUUUGGGAGAUGGAUUGACUCCUAGAACGAUUGGCAAAAAGGGCACCGGAGCCUUGUCUAGUGGGAGACAGAGGGAAUCAUCAUCGCCUCAAAGCUGUCUUGACCUUUACAGGGAUGCCCAAGUCAAUGAACUAAGUACCCAGCUGGCAUUGCAGCAGGAGGAGAACCAGGCUUUGAGGGAGGAGUUGAGGAACACUCUCCAGGCCAAGGCUGAGGACCUGCAGCUCUGCAGUGACAUGAUGAACCAAGUCAAGCAUGUCUUCCUUCAGGCACUACGACAACACAAGCAGGACAGGGAUACAAACCAGGGGAGUUAGUUAGCUUUAUUUGAAGCCCUGGCAGCUGGACCUGCUGGCCAUCAACAACACAAAAAAGUACAUAAAAGAUAAACAUUUUAGCUCCACAGGUCCAGUAAUAUUAGCUCUGUGGAAAUGGAACAGGCCUGUCUGUUUAAGCAGUAUAAUGUAAUUACUGGUUCCUGGUCUUCUGCGACCCUGUUGACCAUGAAAACAAUUACCUGAUUUGAUGGUCGCCACGUAGUUGGAGGAGGAGGCCAAUCAAAAUAUGAGGAGGCCAAUCAAAGGCAACUUGGCUUUUGUGGAACAAAAGGCUUAUUAAGUUAGACAUGAAGAAAUCACAUAGUGGCUCUUACUGUUGAUUGCGUGAUUGCUUAGUGCUUAUAGAAUGUAUAUGGUUUGAUGUCAUGGAUUGAAUUAUUUACAAUUUCUAAGUUAUUUGAGGGCUUAUGUCAUUGUCAUAUCAUAUUAAAAUAGAUUGUCCUAAUCUUAGCAAGUCUACCUCUCUCUCUUUGUUUACGUUGUGUAUUUAUAGGGGGCUAAAGUUUGUAUUAGACUAAAGGCGUAUUUAGACAUAAACAACAUUUACAUAAAACAUUCAACUCAAAACGCAUUCGCACCUUUCAUGAAAUUCGGCACUAGUGAAUGCAACAAAUGUGAAACGCAAACCGUGAGUCUUAUCAUGGGCUCAAGCAGACGGGGGAAAUGUAUACUCUACAACAUUUGGCAAACUCAAAACAUUUUAUUCAGUGGUAUGAUUGUUUUCUGCAAAACAUAGCUUUAAAAAGUAUUGGCACCCCUGCAAUUCAUAUUUUGUCUCACCCCUAUUUAGCUUCCCCUGGAGUGGGUAACAGCACUAAGCCCCAGGAAUCCUUUUGGAGGGGUCUUGGACCACUCUAUGCAGCACAUUUCAACGUCCCUGCUUUGCAGGAUUCCCCUGGACUGCCCUCUUAAUUUCAGACCACAGAUUUUCAAUUGGCUUCAAGUUCUACUGAGAUGGCCAUUGUCUUACACUGGUUUUGUGAUCCAGCAAUUUCUGUGUUGAUUUUAAUGUAUGUUUGGGGUCUUGUUGAAAGGUCCAUCCACGGACAAGUCUCAAUCUCCUGGCAGAGGCAACCAGGUUAAGGGCAGAAAUUUCCCGGUAGUGGAACUCAUUAUGCCACUGAUCUCAACAAGAGCCCAUGGACCACUAGGAAGAAAAUAGACCCAAAGCAUCACCGUUUUCCUGCGGGUGUGAAAUGCAAGUCAGGUAGCACCACUGUCGGCCCAGAUAAUGUAGGGUUUCAAAGUAAUGCAAAGCGCUCGCACUGGUGCUUCUUGACCCAGGAUCACCCGGCUGCUGGGAUUGCUGCAGGGACGGAGGAGGUCAAAGGGGUGUAGGUGUAAGUGGUGUGAGAUGGCGGUCGGCUCAAGUAGCACUUCCAAGUCAUUUAAGUCACUUGCUCUGCAACCUUGAGGUAUUUGUGAACAUGGGUAGUGGCUUUUGUAGGGCGACGGUAACAACGCUUUGUGGGUGUCAGUCGUCUUAGUGUUCAGAGGUUCAGUUGUUUGAAUCCUGCGUGGGGUGGUCUGUGCGAAAUGGUUAAAUGGGUAUCAGGUGCUUCUUGUAGGCAGUCUUCUUUUAUCACUAAACGUGCUGAUGGGUGAGCAUGACUAAAAAGACCAGAACACACAAAUCCAGUUGUAGUUCCCACAACGGUUAAGAUCCUGUAAUUUGUGGGAUGGGGACUGCUUAAUUUGUGCAACCCUUCCAAAGAGUUUAUUGACAUGGAGGUGGUAUCUAGCAGUUUAUUUUGAGACAUCAUAACCCCAAGACUCCACUAGCCUGUGUAGUUGGAUACUUCUUUGCCUAACUCCCCAUCUUCCUUAUGUGGGGGCAAUUUGCACAUGCGUCCUCUUCUUGGCAAAAUUGCAACUGUUCCAGAAUUCUUGAAUUUUUUUACCUAGACUGUGCUGAGUGCUAUUUUCAGCUGUUUAUGAAUUGUUUUUAUAUCCUUUUUAACUGAUCUGUGUAGGUCAACACCCAUCUGUUUUUUUAUAGCUGACAGCUCUUUUGUUUUACCAUAGAUGAUGGAUGAAGGGAUUUUACAUGCGUGCAACCUCAUAUUCAAACCCCAGGAAAACAGGAACAGGUGAAAAGUGUCAACAAUUCCUGGAGACUGAGAACACCUAAAAUGUAUAGAGAUUCAUAACAGAUGCUACUUUGGUUUUACUUUAAAUAUUCUUUAGGGGUGCCAUUACCUUUGAAACCAGUGUUUUGCAGAGGAAAGUGUACUUUUCAAUAAAGUAUACGGCUCCCCCUUAAUAAAUGUUUUGCUUUUCUGCUCGAUUUCAUGAAGCUUGCCAAUACUUAUUGAGUUGACUGUAUGUAAAUAACGUUUUCUAUACACUAGCAACUUUUGCUGUGCUAGAUGUACACUAACAUUGUUGUUUACAUAGUGGUACUCUGUCAAUAAAUCUUGUUCCUAAUGAUAGUAAAAAAAAAAAAUUGGUGCCUGUGUAAGAUGAUUUUAUUUGCUUCCCGACAACAAAAUCAAUUUCAUGAUUUCAAAACGAGAGAAUGAGUGAGACAUUGUAUUAAGAAGGUGAUGUGCAACAGAUUAUAUUUUAACUGUUAACACCCAAAAAAAUUAUCU
Messenger RNA from Esox lucius (northern pike), 4932 nucleotides. RefSeq names its product coiled-coil domain containing 13 (gene ccdc13). Gene Ontology annotation, biological process: cytoplasmic microtubule organization; non-motile cilium assembly. The coding region runs from base 275 to 2317 and encodes 680 amino acids. NCBI's taxonomy places the organism in Eukaryota, Metazoa, Chordata, Actinopteri, Esociformes, Esocidae. Gene Ontology annotation, cellular component: centriolar satellite. The transcript has 16 exons. The record is from RefSeq and is a predicted model, not a curated record.